Molecule: messenger RNA, 5960 nt
Organism: Zootoca vivipara (common lizard)
Lineage: Eukaryota; Metazoa; Chordata; Lepidosauria; Squamata; Lacertidae
Product: putative cation-transporting ATPase 13A5
Biological process (GO): polyamine transmembrane transport; intracellular calcium ion homeostasis
Cellular component (GO): late endosome membrane
Molecular function (GO): polyamine transmembrane transporter activity; ATP binding; P-type ion transporter activity
Source: RefSeq, a predicted model, not a curated record
CCAUGGAGACAGCUCGAGCUCUUGCCCCGAGGUCAGAUCAGCCGGCGCUUCUGUUGCUGCUGCCAUCCUUGGGGGAGAGGACACCCUGGACUGCUUGACAGCCGCCAAGUCUGAUGGGGGAAAACCUUUCUCCGGACCACCACCACCUCCUCAACCAGGGAAAGGAGGAUGAGCUGGAUAUAUUUGGCUACAAGACUAAAGGGUGCCGAAGGGCCCUGUGCAUCGCUGGCUACGUCCUGUCCUGUGGAGUCCUCCUUCUCCUCUUCUACUGGAGGCCCGAGUGGGACGUGUGGGCCAACUGCGUGCCCUGCGACUUGGAAGAUGCCGACGUCGUGCUCUUGCGGACAACGGAUGAGUUUCAGAAAUAUACCAGGAAGAAGGUGAUCCACCUUGAUCUGCAGAGUGUCUUGGACAGUGAAAAGCUGGACCACCUCCUUUUCGGCGCAGACCAGAAUUCCAUCCUCAGCAGGGCCAUCAUGAAGCCUGGAAUGACGGUGAGAUACAUCCAUGUACAAAAAAUCCGUUACGUCUGGGACCUCACGGAAAAGCAGUUCCUGAGAAUUGGGUCGCUGGAGGACUCCAACACUUGCUACGAAAUCCAUCACAAGUUUGGAGACGGGCUGACGAGCAAAGAGAAGGCGCUCAGGAGGUUGGUUUGCGGACCCAACGCCAUUGAAAUUGAAGUCCGCCCCAUCUGGAAAUUGCUCUUUAAAGAGAUCCUGAACCCUUUUUACAUCUUCCAAACCUUCACGCUGACCCUCUGGCUGAUCCAGGGAUACAUCGAGUACUCCAGUGCCAUCAUCAUCCUGUCCGUCAUCUCCAUCGCCCUCACGGUGUACGACCUCCGACAGCAAUCGAUCAAGUUGCACAACCUGGUGAAGGAGCACAACAAGGUGGAAGUCAUGGCCUGGACCAAGAACAAAGGGAGCUGCAAGGUGGAAUCCUGCCAGCUGGUCCCAGGAGAUGUCCUUCUCUUGGAAAGCCAGAAGUUUUCUCUGCCCUGCGAUGCCAUCCUUAUAGAAGGAAGCUGCGUGGUCAACGAGGGGAUGCUCACAGGUGAAAGUGUUCCCGUGACGAAGACCCCCUUGCCCCAAACGGACAACACCAAGCCCUGGAAAGUUCACAGCGUGGAAGACUACCGGCGACAUGUCCUCUUCUGCGGCACAGAGGUCAUCCAGACCAAGCGAGCAGGAAAAGGCCCCGUCAGGGCCGUCGUGCUGCAGACAGGUUUCAACACCGCCAAGGGAGACCUGGUGAGGUCCAUCCUUUACCCAAAGCCCCUGAACUUCCGCCUCUACCGAGAGGCCUUCCGCUUCAUUGUGAGCCUGGCUCUCAUCGGCAUCCUGGGGCUGAUCUACACCAUCGGAGUGUACGUGAGCCGCAAGCAAUCCGCGUCAGCCACGGUGACCAUGGCCCUCCUCCUCCUGACAACCGCGGUCCCUCCAGCCAUUCCGGCUGCCUUGACCACCGGCAUCGUCUACGCCCAGAGGAGGCUGAAGAAGAAGAAGAUCUUCUGCAUCAGCCCUCAGAGGAUCAACAUCUGCGGCCAGAUCAACCUGGUCUGCUUCGACAAGACUGGCACGCUGACAGAGGAUGGCCUGGAUCUCUGGGGCGCCGUCCCCUGCGAAAAGAGGAGCUUCCAGGCUGUGCACAUCUUCUCCAGCGACUGCCCGCUGCCGUGGGGGCCCAUCUGCAGAGCCAUGGCCACCUGCCAUUCCCUGCUGGUCUUGGACGGGAAGAUCCAAGGAGAUCCGCUGGACAUCAAGAUGUUUGAGGGCACCAACUGGAGAAUGGAGGAGUCCAAAGGCAGCGCACAAGUCAGCUGCACCAUUGUGAAGCCAGACGCUAACGCCUCCCAAGUCCCCUUGGAAGGCAUCGCGAUCUUGCACCAGUUUCCCUUCUCCUCCUCUCUGCUGAGGAUGUCUGUCAUCACGCAAGAGAUUGGGAAGGACAUCUACGACCUCUACAUGAAGGGAGCCCCAGAGACAGUGGCCAGCUUUUGCAAAACCAACACCGUCCCAAAGAACUUCCACCAGGAGCUGAAGUGCUUCACGUCUCAAGGCUUCCGUGUCAUUGCGCUGGCUCACAAGGAGCUCCAUCUGAACAGGGGGGUCAACCUGGACAACUUGGAAAGAGACAAGCUGGAGUCCGACCUGACCUUCUUGGGUCUCCUGGUCAUGGAGAAUCGGCUGAAGAUCGAGACCCUGGCUGUCCUGGAAGAACUCAGCUUGGCUCGCAUCCGCAGCGUCAUGGUCACAGGUGACAAUCUUCAGACAGCCAUCACAGUCGCCAAGAACUGUGGGAUGUUCUCCAUUGACAGCAGAGUGAUCCUCGUAGAAGCCAGGGAGCCAGAGGGCUCCAACCGGGCCUCCGUUACCUGGCAGCUGAUGGAGGAGGGACCCAAUACCAACGAAACCCCAACUCCUGACAUCUCCAUUGACAUCUCUAACGCUAGUGGGAAAGACAGCAACUUCCACUUCGCCUUGAACGGGUACACCUAUCACGUCCUCGUGAAACACUUCGGCAGUCUCCUGCCAAAGAUUCUUCUGAACGCAACCGUGUUUGCCAGGAUGUCUCCAGCGCAGAAGUCCAGCCUUGUGGAAGAAUUUCAGAAGCUAGACUACUACGUGGGGAUGUGUGGAGAUGGAGCCAACGACUGUGGGGCCUUGAAGAUGGCUCACGCCGGGAUCUCCCUCUCCGAGCAAGAGGCCUCCGUGGCCUCUCCUUUCACCUCCCAAAUCCCAAACAUCGAGUGUGUGCCGGAACUGAUCAGGGAAGGUCGCGCGGCCCUCGUGUCCUCCUUCUCGGUGAUUAAAUACCUGACCCUGUACGGGAUGAACCAGUUCAUCGGCACUGCUCUGCUGUAUUGGCAACUGCAGAUCUUUGGGAAUAUGCAGUACCUCCUUCAAGAUGUCGCCAUCACCCUCGUCGUGUGCCUAACAAUGAGCCUGACCCACGCCUACCCCAAGCUGGCCCCCUACCGACCCCCCGGGCGGCUCCUCUCCCCGUCGCUCCUGCUCUCCAUCAUCCUCAACGUCCUCUUCACCCUCAUCGUCCAAGUCUUCGCCUUCCUGUAUGUGAAGCAGCAGCCCUGGUACUCUGUUGUGCGCAGCCACAGGGGGUGCCCUACUGCAGACCACCCUGUAUCUCCAGGCAACGGGACGGCCAGCAACGCCACGGCACCGGAGCACUUCGUCCUGAGCUAUGAGGACACCACCCUCUGGGCACUGGUCACCGUCAACUGCAUCAUCGCAGCCUUUGUCUUCUCCAAGGGGAAACCCUUCCGGAAGCCCAUCUACACCAACUAUAUCUUCUCUGGCCUGCUGUGCGUCCAACUUGGAGUCGCCCUUUUCUUUUUCUUCGCUGACCUUGACCCCAUCUACAAAGGGCUGGAGUUACUCUGCACCCCAACCAUCUGGAGGGUUUAUGUGCUGCUGAUGCUGCUGGUGGCAUUUGCCGUCUCGUUCUUCGUGGAGGACGGCAUCCUGCAGAACCACCGCCUCUGGCUGCUGAUCAAGGAGCUGUUCCACUUUCACUCCUCCAGCCAGUACCGGAAGCUGCAGCGGCAGCUGGAGAAGGACGCAAAGUGGCCCCCCAUCCACCAGAAGGACUUUGCAGAAGAGCCCAGGAGUGAAGCUUACAUCAACCCUGCCUAUGACGAGGCGGGCGAAAAGAACUAGCUGGGGGAGGCCGCAGGCUGGCGCAGGAGGACUUGCCCAAAGGGACUUUUUGUGCACAGAGAGACUGAUAGAGACCCACGGGAACCCCCUCUGACUGUGCACACGGAGCCUGCCUUUGUUUAUCCAGCUCAAGGAGGUUUCUCCCCUGCCAAGGGGGGCAUUUUGCUGUUGGCCCUGCCUGAGUGGGGAAAUUUAGGGCCUGGUCCCUGUGCCCACGCAAGGGAAGGAGGGACUCCAGCCUCUUCCACGGGGACCAGGCUGCUCCAGCGGAAGGGUUACACGAGGGAACACUGUCCGCUGUGUGGAAAAUAAAGCCAACUCUGCAUUUUUGCUUUCCCAAAGAGAAUAAAGUGGUUAUUUUUUUCUUUUAUGUGAUUGUUGCCAGCCAUUUAUUUGGAGUUCUGCAACUUGCAAAAAUGUGCCACAAAGUUGGUGCAUCUGUGUGUAUCUGGAGGGCAGGACAAGGUUUGGGGAGUUGGGGAAGGAGAGGGAAGACUUCACUGGCAUUAAGAUGAACGUCAUUGAGUUGCCAGGUUGGAAAGGACCCCAAAAGUCAUCUAGUCCAGCCCCCUGCAAGGCAGGUAUCUCAGCGACAGAAUCCCUGAGAGAUGGCCGUCCAACCUCUGCUUAAAAGCUUGCAAGGAAGGCGAGUUCUCCAUCUCCCAAGGCCAUCCGUUCGCCUCUCAAACAGCGAUCACUGUUUCUGAUGUUGAGUCGGAAUUCCUGAUGUUGAGUCGGAAUCUUCCAUUUUGUAACUUGAAGCCAUGGGUUCAGGUCCUGCCUUCUGGGGCAGCAGGAAACCUUCCAUGGGGCAGCCCUUGAGGCGUCCCCCUUCUCAGUUUCCUCUUCUCUAGGCUUAUCCCAACCCGACUCCCUUGACCGUUCCUCAUAAGGCUUGGGUGCUAGAUGCAAUAAUUCUCUGUCUCACGGGCAGAAAGUUGGUGUUUAAUGUGCUCCUCCUCUGUAUUGCUAAAGGAAUCUGAAGGUCUCAAAUAUAGAAUAAACUUUGAUAAUUGCACAAGGCAAACACACAUCCAUAAGUAUACAAACCACAUGUCUAGAGUAGUGCAGGAUUGCAACCCAAAAGCCAUCUUGGCUCUCCGAAAGAGAGACCCCACGGAGACAUCCGGGGAAGUUCCUGAAGGGAUUUCUCUCCUAGAUCGAGGAACCUCCUUGGCUGAGGUUUGCCCAAUGCAAAUGUUCUGUGUAAACUGGCUGGAACUAGGUGAAACUUGCUAAAUCCUCAGGAAUAUCACCCCUUGGCCUGCCUGAGCCACAGGAACCUGGUGUGUGAUGCAAUUUCUGACUCUCCAGGCCAAAAUGCCAAAGCCAACUGUUAUAAGAAAGAAACAACACCUGUUCCUUUAUCGCUUAUGGGGUACCCAAGAGCCCGUCUAGAGUCCUUACGUAGGUUCUUUAUUGGUAGGAGAAAAUUUAACAGAGGCCAGCCAGAGAAUUUGGAUUUGUUAAACACAAUUGAAAGUCGAUACCAGUGACUGGGGUCAUAAGACAAUGGGUUAAGAUCAGAAAUAUGAUAUUGGGGGAAAACAAGAGAGAACAAGUAAAAAUAUAUUUCUCCCAACCAGCCAGAACAUAGGAAGUCCCCUCAAAAUUUUUAAUGUGGAUCAUUAAAAACUCUCGCAGGAUUAAAAUAAACCUUACGAAUUGACCAAUAUGUCAAAAAAGGAACUGCAAAAAAGGGAAUUAACAAGAAACCCGCAUGAAGGGAGGGGGGGAAGUCAUAGCUCGGCGGAGCAAGGUAAAAGAUGUGAAUAUAAGAUUUUGUAUAAAAGAUUGGUUUUGUUAAUUUGUUGAAUUUGGGAAAUUGGAAUAAAAUGUAUUUAAAAAAAAACAACAAAAAUUUUAAUGUGGAAUGUAUAAUUGUCUUUAUUAUUUGUAUUAUGAUGUGGCAAGAGGAAGAGGCGGCUUCAAGAUCCCCCAGGGAAACCAUCCCACUGAUUUCAGUGUAUUCCCCUCCCAGCCAAGUGGGUCUAGAACUGAAGGCAAAAUGGAGUUGGACUGAAUCUCCUUCCUUGGCUUCUUCCACUUGGCUGUGUCUCCAGCGGCAAAAGCCGAUCCAUUUUGUUCCACAAAAGCCGGUCCAUUUUGCAAUGCCAGACUGUCCAAACCAGGGCCAGAUUUACAUAUAUACGUAAAGCUAAACAAGCUCUAGCUUAGGGCCCCACUCUCUUGGGGACCCCCCAAAAAAUUUUUCAAGGGAAGAAGACAUUUGUAUGUACAUUUCCAAAAUGUAAGAUAAACAACAAAAUAAAUCCUACU